AUGGACGAACUUUUACUUGAACCUCAGGCUGAAAGUCAGCCUGGAUCUGAGGAACUCGGUCAGAAGGCGAUGCAAACGACGAAGAUACCUGCAGAUAUCGAAGACGGAGCCGAGAUCACAAAGAGACGAAUUACAAAUGACUAUUCGUCGUAUAAGGCGCUAAGCACCGAGCCUGGUAAAGAAAAUAUCAGGCUGUUACACGUACUGCCUCAAAAGAACGUUGACGAUGACGAUGAGGAGCUUGUCUGCGUGUUGAGCGACCCAAUCGCGAAAACUGGCCGGAUUGUGUACAUCGCUUUAUCGUACUGUUGGGGAGACAUGGCGCGGCAGCGUAGCAUCAGUCUCGUCCACCACAGUUUCGACCAACCGGAUGAUAGCAUCGUUCAAGAGCCUGAAGACGGAGUUCAAGCCGUUGCUGUCAAUGUGACCACUAAGAAAACAUUUAAUGUAACAGACUCGCUCUAUCAGGCUCUAAAGAGCCUCCGAAAGUCGAAAGCUCAAAUCGAGGAAAGUUUUCCUUUGUUCGACUACCAGCCUCUGUGGGUAGAUGCUCUAUGUAUCAACCAAAGUGAUAUUGAAGAAAGAAACAGCCAGGUUGGGAUAAUGAGGAGUAUAUACUCCCAGGCUAUGCUCGUAUUCAUCUGGAUGGGUGAGGAUGAAGAUGUCGUGCGCGGGUUACACAUCAUUGUGGGCCUCGUAAGGGUGAUGUCUGAGAGGUAUGGAGAUGAAUUCGAUAUCUUGAACCCAACAGACGAACAACUUGGGACAUUUCUGUCUUCAGGUGGAUACAACUUUGGAGACGAGAACUUGGGUCCGGGGGGCUGUCUCCAAGUCUUGGGACGCUUUUUCAAUAACCCGUACUUUCGACGGAUCUGGGUUCUUCAGGAAGCCUCAUGCAACCCCCAGUUGACCUUCAUCCAUAUUACCAACGCACAGGUUCCUUUGAGCUAUAUACUUGUUGCUGAGCGAUGCUACAAGUUGUGGGAAACUCUGUAUUUUACUGGCAAACCCACUCUUCCAGUCGCCUGGGGGUCAAUGCUGCGAAAGCAAUUACUUCACAUCAGAGAUUUCCAACAGAAGAACGGUGAGAAGAGGUCACACAAUAAGAAAACAUGCAGCUUGCUUGGAAGGCUAUAUAAUCUCUUCGAGCAUACCUAUACGGAUUUUGAAGCUACAGACCCACGCGACAAGCUCUAUGCGCUACUCGACUUUGCUCUAGAGACUCAAAAUGGUAUGGGAUCAAGGCAAGAUCUAGCGCCAGAUUACAACAAGACUGUAACCGAGGUCUUUUCCAACUUCACGCUAUGGUGCAUUCGAUACUCUGGGAAUCUUGACGUGCUCGGCUUACUUGCCAGUGGGCCGCGCCGAGUCCUACCAGAGGAUUUUGCCAGGCUUGGGGCGCAUGAUCCGCCUACCCAGUCAUAUCUUGAUGUCAGAUCCCAUCCUUCAUGGGCUGUUUGGCCUACUGGUGGAGGAAUCUGGACUCAAGGCAGCCUGGCGAAAGAACCCAACUUUGGCCUAGCUACACAGAGAGAAGUCCGUCUCUUCCAGCUCGCUACUCAUCCAAUGAUUAGACUUCCUGAAGAUCUAACUCACCGAAUUAUAAGCCUCGGUGGCCUACAGAUCGGAAAGGUCAAGUCCGUUUUCCAAAUGCCUCUUAAAUGUAUGCAAACUACUGUUGAGAACUCGUUUCUAUCUAAAAAGUGGGGGACAGAGGCGUUAGAAAAAGACAUGGAGACAGAUCGAGCGAUGCCCGUCAUGAUUUUGACUCAUCCCUAUAAUCGUGGCUUAUUUAGAGGCGGCAUCCCUCUUCUCUGGUCAAUGAUUAGUAAAAGCGAGUCACCGCCUAUCAUCAUCGACGACGAAGAGGGCGGAACACUCAGCUCCCAAGAAUGGUUAGGCAGGCAAGGGGGUAGAUACAACGGAAAAGAUGAACUGAUGUUUCGAGACUUUCUAGAGACUCUUCUCCUGAGCCCAGUCUACCGCGGUGAGAACUCCCUGGACCAUCAAGAUGAUACAGUACCCGAUGGUCCCUGGAGUGACAAAGACAUGGCGACGAGCAUAGCAAUGUGCUGGGGAGAGAACGAUCCUCGUUUUAUGUUUCCUCCGCCAAGGAUUGCGGGGAUCUUGAAAGGCGAACUAUUUGAAAGGCCCGUCCCACAACCAAAAUUGUUUCCACUGCAAUGCCGUGGCGUGGGUAAAUGCUUUUUUAUCACUGAGGAUGAACGGAUGGGUAUGUGCUCACCGGACGUACGUUCCGGUGACAUUAUUAUUGCGCUUUUCGGAUCUCGUCUUCCUUUUGUGGUACGCCCAGUGAGGCAAGAAACCAAAUUUGAAGGGGACGAUUGGUCCUUCAAAGGUUCCGAAGAACUAAAAGAUCAUCUGUACAGAUUCAUGGGGGAAUGUUAUCUACAUGAGCAAAUGACGAGCUCAUUCUUCAGGGAUCAAGGCAUGGAAUCAAGGCAGAUGGAAGUGUUUAAUUUAUGUUAG
Messenger RNA from Clonostachys solani, 2490 nucleotides. NCBI's taxonomy places the organism in Eukaryota, Fungi, Ascomycota, Sordariomycetes, Hypocreales, Bionectriaceae. The record is from the annotation of a GenBank genome assembly.